Messenger RNA from Lachancea thermotolerans CBS 6340, 1392 nucleotides. It is a transcript of the gene BNA4, whose product is annotated as kynurenine 3-monooxygenase. NCBI's taxonomy places the organism in Eukaryota, Fungi, Ascomycota, Saccharomycetes, Saccharomycetales, Saccharomycetaceae. Gene Ontology annotation, biological process: L-tryptophan catabolic process; NAD+ metabolic process; quinolinate biosynthetic process. Gene Ontology annotation, cellular component: mitochondrial outer membrane. The transcript has a single exon. Gene Ontology annotation, molecular function: kynurenine 3-monooxygenase activity; NAD(P)H oxidase H2O2-forming activity; FAD binding. The record is from RefSeq and is a predicted model, not a curated record. Bases 1 to 1392 code for a protein of 463 amino acids.
AUGCCUGAGACGGUUGCAGUUAUUGGCGCAGGGCUUGUGGGGUGUCUCGCUGCCGUUGCUCUUGCUAAGAGAGGAUAUGAAGUCACUCUUUUUGAUUACCGAUUAGACCCAAGACUCGCGACGACACAGGACAGAAAUUUAAGAUCUAUCAACCUUGCAAUCUCAGCUAGAGGCAUCACGUCUUUAGAAUACGUUGACAAAGGAAUCAGCAAGCGGGUACUGAAAGAUAUCAUUCCAAUGCAAGGCCGCAUGAUUCACAAUCUCAGGGGCCACCAGGAGGCUCAGAACUACGGGCUGUUCGGUGAAUGUAUUAACUCCAUCGAUCGCGGCGUUCUCAACAAUAGUUUGCUUGAUGAGGUUGACAACCUGCAGAACGUUGCACUAAAAUUUGGUCAUAAACUGUCUCAGAUCAAAUUUACCCCCAAUGCAAAGCAGACAUGCGUAUUCACAACGAACGCAGCUUCUGCCGCUAAGGAGUACGCUUUCGACUUUGUGCUCGGGUGCGACGGUGCCUACUCUUCCACGCGUUCCCAGAUGCAGCGUGAGCUCAGAAUGGACUUCUCGCAAGAAUACAUUGACUGUUGCUACAUCGAACUUUACGUGCCGCCAGCUAAAGAGCACAAUCCCAAGUUUAACGGCAAAUUCGCCAUAUCACCCAACCACCUGCACAUCUGGCCGCGUGGCAACUACAUGCUGAUUGCACUCGCCAACGGAGACGGAUCCUUCACCUCAACUUUUUUCGGACCUUGGUCUCUUGUUGAAGGUCUCGACACCCGUUCGAAGAUCCAGGACUUCCUCACUAAUAACUUCCCUGAUGCUGUCGAAAUUAUUGGACUCAAACAGGCUGUGGAUGCUUUUGAGAACCAUCCGCGCGGUGCUUUGAUGUGCGUCGAGUGCAGCCCAUAUCACUUAUCUCAAGGAAGGGCUAUAAUCUUAGGCGAUGCUGCCCACUCCAUGGUUCCGUUCUACGGACAGGGAAUGAACUGUGGGUUCGAAGAUGUGAGAGUAUUGAUGCAGCUGCUCGACAAGCACUCAGGAAACCGCGCUGCUGCCUUUGAGGAAUACAGCUCCAAAAGGCACACUGACCUUGUAUCUAUCAUCAAGCUCGCGAAAAAUAAUUACAAAGAGAUGUCACACGGAGUUAUCUCAAACCUCUAUCUUUUGCGCAAGAAGCUUGAUACCCUACUUGGCAGGGUUUUGAAGGAUAGGUGGCUUCCAUUAUAUACCAUGGUUUCCUUCAGAGCCGAUAUUCCUUAUCACAAGGCAAUCCAGAUUGAACAAAGACAAAAAAAGAUCCUGGCGUACUUGCAGGCCUUCAUACUUGCACUCACCUCGUUGGGAGGCCUAGGCCUUUACAAGGUCUUGAGGAGGGCCCUGAAGAACCGCAAGUGA